Messenger RNA from Condylura cristata (star-nosed mole), 3414 nucleotides. It is a transcript of the gene INPP5D, whose product is annotated as inositol polyphosphate-5-phosphatase, 145kDa. The record is from RefSeq and is a predicted model, not a curated record. The transcript has 27 exons. Gene Ontology annotation, molecular function: phosphatase activity. NCBI's taxonomy places the organism in Eukaryota, Metazoa, Chordata, Mammalia, Eulipotyphla, Talpidae. Gene Ontology annotation, biological process: phosphatidylinositol dephosphorylation. The coding region runs from base 1 to 3414 and encodes 1137 amino acids.
AUGGUGCCCUGCUGGAACCACGGCAACAUCACCCGCUCCAAGGCGGAGGAGCUGCUCUCCAGGACCGGCAAGGACGGCAGCUUCCUCGUGCGCGCCAGCGAGUCCAUCUCCCGGGCGUACGCGCUCUGCGUGCUGUAUCGGAAUUGCGUUUACACGUACAGGAUUCUGCCCAAUGAAGACGAUAAAUUCACGGUUCAGGCGUCCGAAGGUGUCCCCAUGAGGUACUUCACCAAGCUGGACCAGCUCAUCGAGUUCUACAGGAAGGAAAACAUGGGCCUGGUCACCCACCUGCAGUAUCCCGUGCCUCAGGAGGAGGAGGAUGCCGGGGACGAGCCCGAGGAGGAGACAGAAGCUGUCCUGUCUCCACCCGAGCUGCCCCCAAGAAACAUCCCUUUAUCCGUGGGGCCGUGUGAGGCCAAGGAGAGCCCUGUUUCCAUGGAGAACCCCAGAGCCACUGAGGUCAGCCGGCCCAGCCUCUCCGAGACCCUGUUUCAGCGACUGCAGAGCAUGGACACCAGCGGGCUUCCGGAAGAGCAUCUCAAAGCCAUCCAAGAUUACCUGAACACGCAGCUCUCCUUGGACUCUGACUUCGUGAAGACGGGUUCCAGCAGCCUCCCGCAUCUGAAGAAGCUCACCAUGCUUCUGUGCAAGGAGCUCUAUGGGGAAGUGGCCCGGAUCCUCCCCUCCCUGGAGUUUCUGCAGAGGCUGUUUGACCAGCAGCUCUCCCCAGGCCUCCGACCUCGACCUCAGGUCCCUGGAGAGGCCAGUCCCAUCAACAUGAUGGCCAAGCUCAGCCAGCUGACAAGCCUGCUGUCCUCGGUGGAAGACAAGGUCAAGGCCUUGCUGCACGAGGGUCCCGAGUCCACCCACCGGUGUUCCCUCAUCCCCCCGGUCACCUUUGAGGUGAAGUCAGAGUCUCUAGGAAUUCCCCAGAAAUUGCAGCUCAAAGUGGACGUUGAAUCUGGGAAACUGAUCCUUAAGAAGUCCAAGGAUGGUUCUGAGGACAAAUUCUACAACCACAAGAAAAUCCUGCAGCUCAUCAAGUCUCAGAAGUUUCUGAACAAGCUGGUGAUUUUGGUGGAAACAGAGAAGGAAAAGACCCUGCGGAAGGAGUAUGUCUUCGCUGAUUCCAAGAAGCGGGAGGGCUUCUGCCAGCUGCUGCAGCAGAUGAAGAACAAGCACUCGGAGCAGCCGGAGCCCGACAUGAUCACCAUCUUCAUCGGCACCUGGAACAUGGGUAACGCCACCCCCCCCAAGAAGAUCACGUCCUGGUUUCUCUCCAAGGGGCAGGGGAAGACGAGGGACGACUCUGCUGACUACAUCCCCCACGACAUCUACGUCAUCGGCACCCAGGAGGACCCCCUGGGGGAGAAGGAGUGGCUGGAGACACUCAAGCACUCCCUGCAAGAAAUCACCAGCAUGACCUUUAAAACAAUCGCCAUCCACACCCUGUGGAACAUUCGCAUCGUGGUGCUGGCCAAGCCGGAGCACGAGAACCGGAUCAGCCACAUCUGCACGGACAACGUGAAGACGGGCAUCGCCAACACGCUGGGCAACAAGGGAGCGGUGGGGGUGUCCUUUAUGUUCAACGGCACCUCCUUGGGGUUCGUCAACAGUCACUUGACUUCCGGAAGCGAAAAGAAACUCAGGCGAAACCAGAACUAUAUGAACAUUCUCCGGUUUCUGGCUCUGGGAGAUAAGAAACUGAGUCCCUUUAACAUCACUCACCGGUUCACCCACCUCUUCUGGCUCGGUGACCUCAACUACCGUGUGGAGCUGCCCACCUGGGAGGCGGAGGCCAUCAUCCAGAAGAUCAAGCAGCAGCAGUACGCCGACCUCCUGGCCCACGACCAGCUGCUCAUGGAGAGGCGGGAGCAGAAGGUCUUCGUGCACUUCGAGGAGGAAGAAAUCACGUUCGCACCCACCUACCGAUUUGAAAGGCUGACCCGGGACAAGUACGCCUACACCAAGCAGAAGGCCACCGGGAUGAAGUACAACCUGCCCUCCUGGUGUGACCGAGUCCUCUGGAAGUCCUACCCACUGGUGCACGUGGUCUGCCAGUCCUACGGCAGCACCAGUGACAUCAUGACCAGUGACCACAGCCCUGUCUUUGCCACCUUUGAGGCAGGCGUCACCUCCCAGUUUGUCUCCAAGAACGGUCCCGGGACUGCCGACAGCCAAGGGCAGAUCGAAUUUCUUGGAUGCUAUGCCACACUCAAGACCAAGUCCCAGACCAAAUUCUACCUGGAAUUCCACUCGAGCUGCUUAGAGAGUUUUGUCAAGAGUCAGGAAGGAGACAAUGAAGAAGGAAGCGAAGGCGAGUUGGUGGUGAAGUUUGGAGAGACCCUUCCAAAGCUGAAGCCCAUCAUCUCCGACCCCGAGUACCUGCUGGACCAGCACAUCCUGAUUAGCAUUAAGUCCUCCGACAGCGACGAGUCCUACGGCGAGGGCUGCAUCGCUCUGCGGCUGGAGGCCACGGAAACUCAGGUCCCCAUCUACACGCCGCUCACCCACCACGGCGAGCUGACCGGCCACUUCCGCGGCGAGAUCAAGCUGCAGACGUCCCAGGGCAAGAUGAGAGAGAAGCUCUACGACUUUGUGAAGACCGAGCGGGAUGAGCCCAGUGGGCCCAAGUCUCUGAAGAGCCUCACCGGCCACGACCUGGUGAAGCAGUGGGAAGCUGCCAGCAGGGUCCUUCCAGGUGGUGGCUCCGCCCUCGCUGAAAUCAUCAACCCCAACUACAUGGGGGCGGGGCCCCUUGGGCACCUGAAGCAGGUGCUGUCCCCCGAUCAUCAGCCCUCAGCCUGGAGCUAUGAGCAGCCGCUCAAGGACUCCUACCUGGGCCCAGGAGUCGGGGAGAGCCCCCCGACCCCGCCCUCCCAAGCGCCCAUCUCUCCGAAGAAGCUGUCAUCCUCAUCACGGGGCCCCGGCCCUAGGACUCAGGAGUCAAGGUCCGGGGACGCAGGCAAGAACACUGGGGAGCCUUCGCCGGAGGCCCUGGACCUGACCAAGCCCGAGAUGUUCGAGAACCCACUGUACGGGUCUGUGAGUUCUUUUCCUAAGCUGGUUCCCAGGAAAGAACAGGAGUCCCCCAAAUUGUCGCGGAAGGAGCCCCCGCCCUGCCCGGACGCGGGAAUCCUGUCGCCCAGCCUCCUACUGCCCAAGCCCCAGGAGCCCGAGGGCGGCAAGGGCGGCAAGCCCGUUGCCGCCGCCUUCCUGAGCCCCACGCCGCGGCUGCGCUCCUUCACUGAAGCCUCCGGUGAGCUGGCAGAGAGAGGGAGCCCAGAGGAGCAGCCAGACGCGCCAGCCCCGUCCCACGCCUCCUGUGGCGCCCUCCCCAGCCGCCUGUGCACAGCUUCAUGUUUCCCAGCCGAGGACCCGGCUUCGGUGGCCCAGGAACUCGGCACCCGGUGA